Polyodon spathula (Mississippi paddlefish) is the source of this 3672-nucleotide messenger RNA. RefSeq names its product forkhead box protein N4-like. Gene Ontology annotation, biological process: regulation of transcription by RNA polymerase II. NCBI's taxonomy places the organism in Eukaryota, Metazoa, Chordata, Actinopteri, Acipenseriformes, Polyodontidae. The coding region runs from base 488 to 1990 and encodes 500 amino acids. Gene Ontology annotation, molecular function: transcription cis-regulatory region binding; DNA-binding transcription factor activity, RNA polymerase II-specific. The record is from RefSeq and is a predicted model, not a curated record. The transcript has 10 exons.
AAGUACAAAUUAGUCUUUGCAACGUUUUUUCUCCAUUAAGGGAGUGAGUAGGAUAGUGAGAAGCUGUUUAAUUGCUGUUCAUUUCCAUUUACUGUAAAGAAAGUUCGACCCAAGGCUGUGAUUAGGUAUAAACUAUAGAAAAUACAUAGAAAUACUGGUUCGUGUAAGAAACAAACAAACAAACAAAAAAAUAGCAGACCGUUUUGUGCAGUUUGGCUGUGGAGAGGGGCAACUUUGUUUGAUAGCCAAGUCAAAGCAAAGGCUACAUCUUUCUGUGAGGAGAAACUGGUAAAUCCCUUUGACCUUGCCCCCUCCAACUGAUCGCAUAGGAGCCCCCCUUUGUGGUCAGUGCGCAUGUGCCGGGGCUGGACAGCGCCAGAGAGGGAAAUUUAAAAACGGUUUGCAGAGAAAACUGCAGACAAAAUACAGACACAGAGACAGCACCUCAGCACUGCAGAACUAGGAAACCAGCAAUCCUACCCAGGAGAUGAUAGAAAGCGAAAUCACACCCAGAAUGUCAGGAAUUCUUGGAAAUUCAGGACAAAGCCAUCACCCUUCAGCCCAGGACUACAGGCUGCUGACCUCCGACCCCUCCCAGCUGAGCGAGGACGACCUCCCCAGUGACCUGCAGUCCCUCUCCUGGCUGACCUCUGUGGACGUGCCCCGGCUACAGCAGAUGGCAACGGGGCGCCUUGACUUCAGCAUGAACUCCCAGAAUUCCAUGCUGGAGCAGCAGACAGCCCAGAUGAACAACAUGAAUGUAGCUGGAGGGCAGGGUGCCAUGAUUCACAUUCAGAGCAGCAUGCAGAGCAGCCUCAUGGGAAUGAACACCAUGGCAACCCACAGUGGUAAUAUGACUCCGUACUCUAUGAGUGGACAGCUAUCCCCUAGCUACCAGCAACAGCACACGCUAUACCAGCCUACUAGCCAGCAAGUCUACACCCUCUCACAGACCAGCCAGCAGGGCUCUCCAGUUGGUCUUUACAGCAACACCUCAUACGGGACCCAAACCCAGUUCAGCCAGCCAUGCCUCGCCCCUCACAACCAGGACCUGCAGCCCAAAUCCUACCCCAAACCCAUCUACUCUUACAGCUGCCUGAUCGCCAUGUCUCUGAAGAACAGCAAGACAGGCAGUCUCCCCGUCAGUGAAAUCUACAGCUUCAUGAAGGAACACUUUCCCUAUUUCAAGACAGCUCCUGAUGGCUGGAAGAACUCGGUCCGGCACAACCUGUCCCUGAACAAGUGCUUCGAGAAGGUGGAGAACAAGAUGAGCAGCUCAUCACGCAAGGGCUGCCUCUGGGCUCUCAACCCUGCCAAGAUUGACAAGAUGGAGGAGGAGAUGCAGAAGUGGAAACGCAAGGACCUGCCUGCCAUCCGUCGCAGCAUGGCCAACCCAGACGAACUGGACAAGCUGAUCACAGACCGGCCCGAGAUGUGCAGACGGAAGCUGUGUGAUCCUGGGGUGACCCAUUCCUCCUCCUCCCAGGGAGAGAUGAAUCCCCUGGCCCGCCAGCCCGUGAUGACGCUGUCCCUGCAGUCCCUGCCGCUGCAUCACCACCAGCUGCACGCCCGCCUGGCGCCCUGCUCCCCUGCCCCCGCACAGACCCCCCCUCUUCACACCAUGUCCGACCUCGCCCAGCACCCCAGCAAGCCACACCACGACUUCUUCAGCGUGAACUCCGACAUGAGCACGGAGGUGGAUGCACUGGACCCCAGCAUCAUGGACUUCGCUCUGCAAGGAAACCUGUGGGAGGAGAUGAAGGAUGAAAGCUUCAACCUGGAGACGUUAGGCGCCUUCAGCAACUCCCCUCUGCGGCUCUCGGACUGUGACCUGGGCACGGCCGGCAUGACCCCCGUGUCCAGCAGCAGUGACCUCUCCUUCUCAGACCUGCAGGUCACGGGCCUCUACACCACGUACACCACCCUGGACACGGCAUCGUCCCAGUACAUGAGCACGCAGGGCAACAACAAGCCCAUUGCUCUGCUAUAGGGCCAGCGCAGAGAGAGCUAUCAAAGAGACUAUAAAGAAACUAGACUUGUAUUCAAAAAAUAAAUUACAUUUAAACUCCUGACAUUUGCACAGUGGCACUGAUCUACAUGCAUGCCAAAAAACUGGCUACUCACUUCCUUUCUUCCUCUGGUCUUUGUGGGAAUCACAGCAAGCCACCAGCUGUCACCAGUGAACUUCAUGGCCAGGUUGCACACUGUAUGCUUUCACACACUGCUGUCAGGCUUCAGUGAAACCUGUUCACCCAGUCCUGAGAAAGGCACAUUAUUUUGAUGCUGCUGAUUCCAGCAGGCUAUGCAUUGUCCCUCUGUGCAGGACAUGUCUGCUCUAGAUCUUGACACUAAAUGGCUGCAACUCACUUCUCUGCUUUUUGGCAGAACUUCUCUCCUAUACAUUCUUGUCUUCCAACACAGCAAGGAUCCCUUAGUAUCCAAGUCUCUGCAUUCAAACAAUUGUCUCCUUUUCAGUCAAAUACUGAACUGCAGAGUCCAAACUUUGCCUUAUGAGAGUUGACUUUGAUUUUUAAGAGUUGUUUUGUAGUUGCAUUGUAAAUCCAGAUGAAGCAAAAGCGCAUGUCACCUUUGCAGGGCACUUACAUGGGGCAUUAUAUCGAAUUUAUCGCUUGAGGUCUGGAUGGACAAUGCUAAUAUCUUACUUGCUGUACAUAUCAGAUCUAUUUUGAACCAUGUGCCACUGUUUUCAUUUAAGGGUAGCAGUUAACUGUGACCGAGCACCUAGACUUGAAAAUCUGAAAAGGACAAAGUGAUGGUUGCAAAAGACUGCUUGUGAUAUAACUGUGUUUUAUCAAACACAUGUACUAAUGUAAAUUUGAAGGAUAUGAACUGUGUAAUAUAAUAAAGAGCGACCGUAAAACAAAAAAUUAAAUUGUUCAUUUGCCAAAACAAGAUAGGAAUAGUGUUGAAUGUUAGAUUUAUAAUAAUAUUAUUAUUAAUGAUAGCGGUGUCUUGUGUUUUUCUGUACUCGUGCUAGGCAGUAUUACUGUUUGUAUUUCUAUUUAUUGAUGUGAUGAGAGAGAGAUGAGGCAUGCUGGUUGUUAAUCAAGCACUGUUUACAUGUUCUCAGGCUGCAUUAUCCCUUUAUAUGUGAUCAGCUCUUCAUUUUACAGACGUCCUUAUCAAAGGAAAAGUUUGCAUGUGAUUCACAAUUAUAAAGUGCUUUAUAUUUCCUUAAGGCUAAUUAAAGCAAUGCCAACACUUUUUCUUGUAAUCUCAGCACAAAAACACCAAUCAAAGCCCCUUUGGUUUUUCUUGUGUUUUUAACUGUAAGACGACUUCAUUAUUUUCAUUGAACUAAUGCUAAAUGUAUUUAAAUAUUUAAAAUUAAUUAACUUAUUUAAUGUAUACAUUUGGUGUUAAUGUUAUAAUUAUUAAGAGGCUUGCACUGCAAGUUUUGACUUUCCCCUUUUGUACAAAUUUAAUUAUGUUUUCUUCUAAAAUAAGUGGUUUUAAAUACUUCAUCACAAUGAUACAUUCAUAGCUUGUACAUCACUCAAUGGGGGAUGCUGCAGCUUUACCCCUUCAUUAUUACAGAGGGAAAACUUCAUAUAAGAUACAUCAACUGCGUUUGUUGUAAAGUAUUGUGUUUAUGUUGUUAUUUUGUAUACAUUUUAGGGGUACUAAAAGGAACAAAAGUAAAUUAUCUUU